AUGGACAAAGUAAAAUUUCGUGACUUGUACGCCGUCCUCGGCCUCACCAGCCAGCAUGUCAGUCAGAACGAGAUUCGAGUCGCCUACGAGAAACUUGUUGCCAAGUUUGACCCAGACAGGAAAGUUGUGCGUCCUUCGCCUGAUGCGGUUGAGUUCGUGAAGGUGAUUGAAAGCGCUUACGACAUCCUUGGCGACCCUGAGAAGCGCGCUGAAUACGACCAGAGCCGCGCCCGCGUCCACCACGAGGUGAAGAACUCGCCCGAGCGCACUGGCAAACCAGGCCAGAAACUACCCCUCGAUGAGCAGUUUCCAGCCGCACGAGGACAACUCCAGCUGCAGACAUGGAAGCGACCGCGGGCGCGACGGACCCCGCCUCGGCCACAAUUGCGAGUACAGGCACAGCUGCGAGCACACGGGCACCGGCUCGCAAAGCUACAACAGCAAGUACAGGCCCAAGGACUACGGGAGACAAUGCGGCAAAUUGAGGUUGGAUCAGAUGAGGAGUUUGAGAACGUCUGGGCAUGGUUUUCCCAGAUCUUCGAGGCUGCCGAGGCGGUCCACGAGGACAAUAAGCGAAAGGAGGAGGAGGGAAAAGAAGCUCUCGCCCGACAAGCGGCAGAGCAGGAGGCCAAGUUGAGAGAAGAAGAGGCCGCUCGCGAGGAAGCGGCAGCAGCGCAGGCGCAGGCGAAAGAGAUCGAAUGGAUCAACCAAGAAGCCGAAGAGUCCAUUCUGGUCCUGGCGGGCAUGGGAGAACGCCCCAUGGCCACCCUGACGACCGGGUACGCCCAGAUGCUGCAUGAGGACUACGUUCGGCGGCUGGUUGAGAAGACCGAUGACCUGCUGGACUACCUGUGGGACAAGGCACACUCCGGAGACUGGAUCUGCCCGAAAAUCAAGGAAGGCAUCGACCUCGACCGGCUGCUGGGGUUGGUCCUGAACCGUGAGGCGCAGGAAUCCUACUUCCCAUCCGCUACGAAAGACCUAGCAGCAUCUCUGCUCCGCAAGUGGCGCGGUGAGGAGUGUGACGAGACCGACGACAGUACUUCGCCGGCUGAAGAGGCUACUUCGCAGCCAUGCUCCGACUCUGAGAGCUCUGAAGGAGGGAGCUCGACCGAAGAAAGUGAGGCUGAGGGAGAGUCGUCUAGUGUCGACUUGCAGUCCUCCCCACAAGCCGCUGAGCCGCACCACUCACCCUUUGCACAGAAUGCGAACCAGCCAUCGCCAUUUGCACAGAAUGCGCACAAGAAACCCCCCCUUGCCUCUAACAACCAGCAGUACAAUAUUGGCACUGUGGCGUCUUUCGCUGGAUGGAAGCGCGUGCGAUCACCAGCUCCGUACGAGGAACAAGAGAAUCAGUGGUCAAAGAAGCAAAAGCACAUCGGUUGUGUUUAA
Diaporthe citri is the source of this 1392-nucleotide messenger RNA. RefSeq lists its product as uncharacterized. NCBI's taxonomy places the organism in Eukaryota, Fungi, Ascomycota, Sordariomycetes, Diaporthales, Diaporthaceae. Gene Ontology annotation, cellular component: nucleus; cytoplasm. The record is from RefSeq and is a predicted model, not a curated record. Gene Ontology annotation, molecular function: protein-folding chaperone binding; protein folding chaperone. The transcript has 3 exons. Bases 1 to 1392 code for a protein of 463 amino acids.